Molecule: messenger RNA, 2022 nt
Organism: Pseudovirgaria hyperparasitica
Lineage: Eukaryota; Fungi; Ascomycota; Dothideomycetes; Acrospermales; Acrospermaceae
Product: terpenoid synthase
Exons: 7
Coding region: 1-2022 (673 amino acids)
Biological process (GO): isoprenoid biosynthetic process
Molecular function (GO): prenyltransferase activity
Source: RefSeq, a predicted model, not a curated record
AUGGAGUACCGUUACUCAUACAUGAUUGAUCCAGAGUCAUAUGACAAUCAAGGGCUUUGCGUUGGAAUUCCUGUGCGCGUGAGCCGCUACUCUUAUCUGGACGAUGCUGCUACUGUCCGACUGCGGAAUGAUUGGCGAAAGUAUGUCGGUCCGCUACCUGCAACAUCACUAGGAGGGAAUAUGGGGCCAUUGUACAACUUCACUUCAGCAGCCAUACCAGAAUGUCGACCAGAACGGUUAGGAAUUGUUGCUUAUAUCAUGGAAUUUGGCUUUCUUCACGACGAUGUUAUUGACGUAGCUAAGAUCUCAAAGGCCAUUGAGCUAAACGCUCAGGUCAUGGAUGCUUUGGACUGGAGCCCGGAGAUUGGCGAAGUCAGCGUCGACUUGAAUGGCGAAAGAAAAAUCCUAGCCAACAUCUUCAAAGAGCUGUCCGCUAUCGACCCCGUGAGAGCGAAGAAUGUUAUAGACUAUUGGAAGAAAGAUCUCGACUUAAAGCGUGACCCGUCGCAUUUUCCGUCAUUGGAUGAUUAUCUAAACUAUCGGGUAGUUGAUAGUGGGUCCUAUUUCUUGAUCGCUAUAGCCACUUUUGGCAUGGCUAUAACGAUCCCUCCAGAGGAGAUGGAUCUAUGUGUACAACUGACUCGACCUGUGUGGUUAGCUGCAGUACUCACGAACGAUAUCCAGUCGUGGGAGAAGGAGCAGAAGCUGGCAAAAAUGCUUAACAAAUCAAGUAUGACCAAUAGCCUUUGGAUCCUGAUGACACAGGAGUCUAUGAGUCUUGGAGAUGCACAGUGUCGUAUUCUCCAGAUGGUAAAGCAGUUUGUGGCUACAUAUGUUGACACGAUAAAAGACGUGAAGGCAAAUGAACAGCUCUCACUCGACUCGCGGGUUUUCAUCGAGGCUAUGGGAUACAUGAUCAGCGGUAAUCUUAUGUGGGGAAAUUCAUGCCCGAGGUAUCAUCCAGAGCAGAAGUUAAAUACACUACAGCUCUCGCAACUUAUGCUAACUGAAGGAUCCCUCGACCACAAUGUUCCGACACCACCAUCCUCGAAUGCUAGCAUAGCUCCAGAGAAAGAGAUGUGCGACACCAUUGAUGCCACUAUAGUAUCUACAACCAGACUCCCUGAAUUGCCAGGAACGGUUCUCUCGGCGCCAGCCGAGUAUGUAGCAUCGCUUCCAUCCAAAAACAUUCGAGAAUUAAUCGGCAACGCUAUCAAUGUAUGGCUAGAUGUUGCACCAGACGAUAUGUCGUGGAUAAAUCAGGCAGUUGGUAUGUUACAUAAUGCCUCACUGAUGCUCGAUGAUGUUCAGGAUGACUCAAGUCUCCGUCGUGGUAAGCCAUCGACUCAUAUGGUCUUUGGUGCCCCACAAACGAUCAACUCGGCCAGCUAUUACAUUCUCGAAGCUAUGAGCAUUAUCAGAAAGCACGAUGACACACAAGGUCUCGAUAUCUUCAGUGAAGAAAUAAGAAAUCUCUUUAUUGGCCAAAGCUAUGAUCUGUACUGGAGUUCGAACGGGAUCCGUCCGACCUUGCAACAAUUUUUGGUAAUGAUUGACGGAAAAACUGGUGGCCUUUUCCGAUUACUUGCAAGACUCAUGAUGGCCAAAGCCCGGUUGCCUUUGGUGCCAAAUCUUAUACCUCUUAUGACCCUGUUCGGAAGGUAUUUCCAAAUUCGCGACGAUUAUGCAAACCUUAACUUACCAGAGUAUAUGGAGCAAAAAGGAUUUUGUGAAGACUUGGAUGGAGGGAAACUCAGCAUUGCUCUGAUAUAUGCAUUUACUCACUCGGAAUCUCAUCUGCUGGAAAAUAUAAUUUCACAGCGGCACAAUACAGGAAAACUUUCCGAGGCUCAAAAGAGACUCAUCCUCCAAUAUCUGCAGGAGUCUGGUAGUGUCGAGUACACCAUUACUAUGCUUAGCAAACUAGGCAUGCAGAUAUUGGCGGAGGUUGCGGGGAUCGAGAAGCACUGUGAGAUUGAGAAUAAAGCCAUUCAAUCCUUGCUAGAGUUAUUGAAGGUCUAG